Messenger RNA from Phlebotomus papatasi, 4392 nucleotides. RefSeq lists its product as uncharacterized. The coding region runs from base 1049 to 3511 and encodes 820 amino acids. The transcript is spliced from 9 exons. Gene Ontology annotation, cellular component: plasma membrane. NCBI's taxonomy places the organism in Eukaryota, Metazoa, Arthropoda, Insecta, Diptera, Psychodidae. The record is from RefSeq and is a predicted model, not a curated record.
AGUUGCGUUUUUUGUUUCUCUGUGUGAGGUGUUCUUUGGAAGAAAAGUGCCUGAAAAACUGGUGAAAGUGCUACAGAAAGCAAUGACUGCGUGGAAAAAACACUAGCACUGUCCCAUCUACUGCCCAGCAUUGCUGUUUUCCGUGGAAAUUGCGCGAAAGUAGUGAAAAGUGCCUUAAAACUAUUCAACUAGAGACAUAACCUCACUUCUCUGUGUCUGGCUUUUAAAAGUCUGUGAAUUCGCGAUUGCAAAAGAGAGUCUUGUGUGUAUUUUGGAUGGGAUUUGUGGAGCUGAAGAGUAGCUAGGGGGAGCAGGAGUGCGGCUGAGAAUCGAUACACAGUGGAAAUACAGACAAAUAUGCCAAGUGGUAGUUGAAGUACGCAUCGGAAGCCCACUCAGUAGUUUUCUGGCAGCUCAGCGGCCAACAUCACGUCCUGCCCAAAAGAGUUAUUUUGUGAGUCAGGGGAAGUCUCUCUGGCUCUGAUCCGUAAAAUCAGCUUAUCUGUGCCAUUUGCUAUUGUAAAGUUGAACUCCGUCAUAUCGUUCCACAAUGACAAGUUCUCACUGUGAUAGUCUUAUCAGCGUCAGGAAGUUCACCAGGAAUCUGUGGUGUUGCUGAAAUCAUACCAACAUAGCACUAUGGUGGAAUACCACAGAGAUUCCCGGACAAAUUCCAAGGGUUACAGCGGUUACAGCUCAAAUUGAAGCUAUCCGGAAGCAUUUUUCACUGCUAAAAAGUGCAAGCUCCCCAUUUCCCCUCAAAACACAAAAAAAAAUGUGGACUUUGUGAGCAAGUCCCGGAAGAUUGUCGUGCGACAGGACACUGAAGAUUUCUCGUGCCUUACAUCACGGUCCAAAAUAUUCCUCAGAAGCAGCAUAUAGCGAUGUGAAAAUUGCUGUUUUCCACUAAUUUUAGAAGUUUUUCUUUGCGUGUGAUUUUUCCCUCUUUCUCUCUCUCUGUCCGGGUGUGCUAAAAGUGUGAUUGUGAUAGUGGUGGCCCAUCCUCGUGGGAAAUAAAGUGAAUGUUUUCUUCGUGUGCAUUUGGAUCAUGAAAAUGAAAUGCUGGCUUACUGCUGCCUGUAACAAUACUCUAAUGUCGUCCACGGUGACCAAGAUGCGACCAACAUCCCUCAAUGUUCAGCAGCAGCAACAGAAUGUCGUCGAUGUUAAAAAAUUCCUCAGAGAGGCAUUCAAUUCCUGGCGAAGUAAGGAAACUUGUGGAAUUGUUCCUGGAGAUCGUAUUCAUGAACUCUUCAAUGAAUUGAACUUCUCACCUACGGAUAAACAAGUUAAUGAUAUGCUUCAGACGGCAAAACAAUUUGCGAGAAGAUGCAAUUUGGAGAGUGGAGGUGGUCGUUCGCAUUUAGAUGGUCUCACAUUUGGUGAAUUUUGUGUGUUAUUGGCUGAUUUUCGACGUUUUCGGACAUGCAGUGUAAUGAAUAAUCAUGACAGUGAAGUCAAUGGAGGUGAAUCGCAUCGGUGUGAUUUUGUAGGCUCUCUAAGAAGUACCAAUUGUGCGGCGGAAAAAUCUGCCAGCAACUGCCCAUCAUUGAUAUUAGGUGGUGGAGUAUCGUCGGAAAAAUCCGUCGAGAACUCCUCCUCAACAUCCUCAACAUCGAGUUCAGACUGUCCUGAAGUCUUUCUCGGUGGCUCAUGCAAUCCCACCACGUGGCGUGCCGAUGUGGCCAUUCCGACACUCGAGAAGCUGGGGAUCUCCUUCUACAACCCACAGGUGUCGGAUUGGACGCCAGAUCUCAUUGAAUUGGAGCACCGGGCAAAGGAAAAGGCACGUGUGCUGUUCUUUGUCAUCGAUUCAGAGACGAGGGCGUCUGCGGGGGCGAUUGAAGCAGCUCACAUAGCUGGACAGAAUUCGAAGCAUUUAGUGUUGGUGUUGCAUCCAUAUAAGCCCCACCAGAAGAUCCUCAAUGAACCCAUUUCAACACAAGAGUAUAUCGAUUUAACACGAAAUCAGAAUCUACUGCGAGAGCUGGUGCUGAGGCGAGGUUUGCCCAUUCUUGAUAGCAUUCCUUCCGGCUUGCAGCGGACAAAGGCAAUUUUGUCGGGCAACGAAGGUCAGAGUCCACCGUCAAAUAUUGCCUCAAGAUUAAUCUCUGUGCGUCGUGCAUUUGAUCGUAUAUGCGCUACAAGUGUCGAUGAGAUCACAAUGCAUGAAUGCCAACUUGCACUGAGUUACCUGGGCUACACAAAUAGCAUCAUCUGCCAGGAGAAUAUCCGGAAAAUAGUGACGGUGAAUCGGGAUGUGCAGAAGAAGUGCGAAUCAAUCUUCAAACGGCAUGUCUAUCAUCAUCACCAUCACCAGACUCAGAGUCGUCGGAGUGGAGGGGAAAUUAAGGGGGUGCUCUACAUCAAUUUUGAGGAAUUUUGCGUGGUAGCGGCGUAUUUGUCGGUGCUACAGCAGGAGAUGAAUGAAAAUACCUGUGUAUCACCCAUUAAAGGCACCAAUUUACCACCACCGCCCAUAUUUCUCACAAAUACACCUGUUUUCUGGAUUCAUUCGCCACUCAUAAAUAAAUUGCAUGGAUUUUGGCGAGCAUCGAGAAAUGCAUUGGUGGACUUUAUUGGUGAUUUUUUCCUCAAAAGAGAAUGGAUUCAUAAGAACCGCGAGGCAUCGUCGUUGGUGAUGAGCGGAAGUGGCGAGGAGUGUGAUGUUGGUGAAGGGGGAAAAAAGGGGGAGCCUCUGUAUACAUUGAGGUUCAAAUCCUCACCGAGUGUUUCAAGGGAGAGUCAGAGGAAGAGAGACAGUGGGACAUCGUCGCCUCUGCCACAGGAAUCGUCAGGAUCUUCGUUAAUUGGGAGGGAUUCGUCAUCGUCAGCUGUACCUCAGUUUCCGAGUCGACCGCCAGAGAGGCGUCCGGAGGAUGAGGAGGAUAAUGAUUCUGUGUUUUCGGACGAUGCAGCAUCGAGUGAGAGCAGCAGUUCGGACUCUAGCAGUGACAUGAGGGAUAUAUUUUUGGGUGGAAGUUGCAUGAGACGGUCGAGAUGGAGGGAAGAUUGGGCGAUUCCUGUGCUAAAAGCACGAGGAAUGACGUAUCAUCUGCCGGAGGAAGUUAGAGGAUUCGAUUCGGAAGUCAAGAGAAUCAAGUACAACAAUCUCCGGAAGGAUGAGACGGCAGUGGAGGAAUUGAAUGGGGAUGAUGAACCAGUGAGGCAUUUAAUCAAUGAACCCCUUUUCAAUCCAACACUCCUGGAUUCCAGCCGUGUCCUUCUAUUUGUCAUCACCAAUGAGACGCGCUCUCUGGCUCCAAUGACCCUGGCAGCUCACUACAUCGGUCUGGGAUACGAUGUUGUACUCUGUGUUCAAAUGCUGCUGGACAGUAUUAUUGGGAAUGAAAGGCUGACUCCCGCGGCUAUCAAAGAUUACAACAGAGGCCGUGACUACUUAAUCGAUCUUGCAAAGAGGCAAGGAAUUCCGGUUUACAGUGAUAUUCAGGCAGCUCUGGAAUGUGCCAUAGAGAAAGCCAACAUGCAUAAAUCAAUUGCAUCCAUCUAAUAUUUCAUUUUGGUGUUAUAUUAUUUUGCUGCAUUCAUUUUUUUUGCUGUCUUGGAGGCAAGAUUUUUGUGACAAAGUGUUGAGGAGGAAAAAAAAUGUGCUAAAGAGAUGCAGCUCUGGAUUCUCGAUGGGAAGGGAGGAGAGAAAAAAAACAUUCGCAGGAUAUUUAGGCGAUUUUUUCACAGAAAAAUAUAAUUUUCUUUUUUUUUCAAAAAAAUUACGACGGAAAAUCAGUGAAAAGCAUCGUUGAAUGAUGCAAAUUUUUUAACUGAUUCUCUUUGAUUUUUUUUCUCUUUUUUAUACUACGAAAUGGCCUUGAAGAUCUUUUCUUUUUGAUAAUGAAACAAACAAAAACAAAAUCUUUAACAAUUUAUAGGAAUUGAAAUUAAUACUUUUUUUUUUGGUGUUUAAGAAAAAUUUUAUAAUGCAAAAUCUUUUUUUUUGUAAUUAAUAAUAUUUAAGUGGGAAGAGAUUUGUUAAUUAUUUUAUGAGAGAGGUGGAAAAAUUAUUUAAAAAAAAAGAAAACAAAAUUUUACCAUGUAAAUAUGUUAAAAUGAGAAAGAUUUUUUCACGCGCAAAUUUUUUUAGAGCAACAAAAGUUUAAUGCAAAAUAUUCACAUAUUUUUUAUUGUAACUAAAAAAAAAGAAACAAAAUGAAUGAUGAAAAGUCCAGAAAGGAAAACUAAAAUGUACAUAAAACAAUUUAAAAAAAAAUACAAAAGCGAUAUUAAAGAUUACAGAGAAAAUGCAAGAAAAAUAUGUUAACUUUAGUUAAUUCAACAAAAUAGUUAAUGUUAGUGUAAUAUUUUAUUAAUGUCUAAAAUAAUUUAAUUAAAAAGAGUAGAUGAAAUAAAUUUUGAAGAAAAUUCAUGACACUAAAA